UUAGAGUCGACGUCAACCAGUUGUUCCUAUAUCAGCAGAUUACAAUCUAUAUGCUGGCAAUGAUCUGCAACCCCAUUGUGAUCCACUCGGCAGUUGUCUUCAUUCGGCUCUACUGGUUCGAAAAGCGCUUUCAGAACGUCGUCCGCGAAGCUAGAACAUUGCGAAGGCAGCGGACAAUCUCACGGACAAGAAGCGAAUUGCGACCAGACCGCGAUAUGGACGGAGAAGAACGAGGCGUGGGCUUCCGAAAGAUCAACGUCCUCCGAAAUCGAAAUGGCGUCGCCGAGGGAAGGAAUAUCGAUAGUGAUAUGACCGAGAAGGAAGAAAUCCCCGAGUCUGCCGCCAAGAAGUUGGCGGAAUCCUCCUCGAGCAACAGCGAUGGCCAUGGGCCCGAAAACAGAAGCGACGAUGACAUAGCGAUAGUCGAUGACGACGAACCGGUUGAGAGUCGAUUCAACAGACAACAUCAACGAGAUAUCAUCUUUGCCGACGAAGUUGCGCCGGAUGAACCAGAUCCUAGCACAAGCGAGCGGAUCCCUGAGCGCAGAACCACCGAGCAGCAUAUCGCAUUUCUUGAAAACCAGCGAAACCCCAAUAACAAAACGACUCUCCGGAUCCCCGGUCCUCGGGACUUUGAACGCGGCGAAGCAGUCCGGACUGUUGAGGAGGGCGACGAAGACAACGAGUUAACCAGGCUAGACACGGGAGACGACGGCUCUCCGGGCAAGAAGCGAAGGAAAAGCUCCUAUGGACCAGCCGAGUUGAAUGGCGACGACCAUCCUGUACGACGGCAUAUCACAAUCGAUGACCCUAGAAGAGCAAAUCACAACACGCAAGGUCGCUCCAUCUACCCACGCGCGCCCGGUAGGCGCAGCUUUCGGGAGGACGCCAUGUCCCCGAUUACUCUUGGAAGCAUCCGAACUCGCACCUUUUCCAAUUUUCUCACCAAAUCGAAGACUGAGGACCGAGAUCCUCUACCGUAUUUCAGUUGGACCGCCACCAUUGGAAGGAACUCGACAUUUGUGGAUCUUAGCGAGGAACAACGAGACCAACUAGGAGGCAUUGAAUACCGUUCUCUGAAGACCUUGGCUUGGGUCUUGAUUUGUUAUUUUGUUGGAUUCCACCUUUUUGGCAUGUUCAUCCUUUUGCCAUGGAUCAUCGAAACAACCCAUUAUACAGAUAUUGUGCGAGCAGCUGGUGCAAAACCUUCUUGGUGGGGCAUAUUCACUCCUGCGUCGCUAUUCAAUGACCUUGGCCUUACUCUCACUCCGGAUUCAAUGGUGUCUUUCAACAAGUCCCCUCUGGUCUUGCUUUUGGGAACAUUCUUGAUCAUCAUCGGAAACACAGGAUUCCCCUGCAUGCUACGCUUCGUCAUCUGGGCUGCAUCGAAAUGCGUUCCACGCGGAAGCGCCAUUUGGGAGGAACUGCAGUUUUUGCUCGAUCAUCCCCGCCGUUGCUUCACCCUUCUCUUCCCUAAAGCUGCGACAUGGUGGCUGUUUUUCGUGGUUAUUCUCCUCAAUGUCGUCGACCUUAUCUUCUUUAUCAUUCUGGACCUCAACGCCGAAGUUGUGGUAGCACUGCCUCCUGGUUUCAAAUUCCUCGACGGCCUCUUUCAAGCCGCAUCCACGCGUACGGCGGGCUUCGCUGUUGUCAAUCUUGGACAGUUGCAUCCUGCUAUUCAGGUCUCCUACCUUAUUAUGAUGUACAUCUCCGUCUUCCCUAUCGCGAUUUCGAUCCGUCGGACCAAUGUGUACGAAGAGAAGUCAUUAGGGGUCUAUCCCGGCGGCCAAUUGGAACCAGAUGAGGACGGCCGCUCCCCUUCUUAUAUCGGUGCGCAUUUGCGGCGUCAGCUAUCCUUCGACCUCUGGUUCGUGUUCUUGGGUCUAUUCUUCAUAUGCAUCAUCGAAGGCGACCGGCUCCUGCAAACCAAGGACAACGAUUACACCUUCACCACCUUCGCCGUCCUCUUCGAGAUCGUGUCCGCCUACGGCACAGUCGGCCUCUCCCUCGGUUAUCCUAGCGCAAACACUUCCUUCUGCGGCCAGUUCCGGACCCUUAGCAAGCUGGUCCUCAUCGCUAUGAUGAUCCGCGGUCGUCAUCGUGGCCUCCCAUAUGCUCUCGAUCGCGCCAUCCUCCUCCCAUCCGAGUCGCUACAAAGAAAAGAGCAAGAAGAUGCCGAUCUCCGCGCAGCGGCUGUUAACACGACCUCUCGACGAAACAGUAAGUCUAGCGCAAGCGCCGCCAGCGGGUUCAUGGCCCAUCCAGACAUGCCUGACACGCCAUACGAGAAAUCCCAAGGCGAUGAUGCGGAUGCUCAUACGGCUUUGGGUGAUAUUGCGUCUGAGGGGUUGGACCAUGCUCGCAGUCAUAUGACAGGUAUCACAGGCCGGUCGAUGAGCAGGCGGGGGAGUGAGAUGGAUCCGGAGAGUAGUAGGGACGCAACGCCCAGUCGGCGACGGCGCGCCACACACAUCCUUACCGGUGCACUUAGCACGACUCCCGCACUUCGGAGGAAGAUGGCAUAGAAUACGUUGUUUGACGUGCUUUAUUUGCCCUCAUAGCAUGAUGGAUCGGCAUCUCAUUCUGAACGCUCUGAUGAUGGUCACGAUUUAUGAUGAGUUUUUAUGCGGCG
Molecule: messenger RNA, 2632 nt
Organism: Eremomyces bilateralis CBS 781.70
Lineage: Eukaryota; Fungi; Ascomycota; Dothideomycetes; Eremomycetales; Eremomycetaceae
Exons: 4
Coding region: 51-2525 (824 amino acids)
Biological process (GO): intracellular potassium ion homeostasis; potassium ion import across plasma membrane
Cellular component (GO): plasma membrane
Molecular function (GO): high-affinity potassium ion transmembrane transporter activity
Source: RefSeq, a predicted model, not a curated record